This is a messenger RNA of Equus quagga, 3245 nucleotides long. It is a transcript of the gene ABAT, whose product is annotated as 4-aminobutyrate aminotransferase. Gene Ontology annotation, cellular component: mitochondrion. Bases 271 to 1773 code for a protein of 500 amino acids. The record is from RefSeq and is a predicted model, not a curated record. Gene Ontology annotation, molecular function: pyridoxal phosphate binding. The transcript is spliced from 16 exons. Gene Ontology annotation, biological process: GABA catabolic process. Lineage: Eukaryota; Metazoa; Chordata; Mammalia; Perissodactyla; Equidae.
ACCAGCUGAGCACAUCCUUUUCCAGGAGUCCUCCUCCUGCCUGUACCUGAGCCCAUGUUCUGGGGACUGCCUGGAAGUCCGGAGCCUCCUCCCGAGGGGGACCUGGUGCCCGGCGGCCCCUCUUAGGAUGAACCAGCCGGUCGAGUCCCUGGGACUCUGCAGAAUGACAUAGAGGAGGCAUUUCAAGCAGUUGGGAGCUGGGCUUGCUUCAGGACCCUGCCAACUGGAGGUAGCGUGUGAAGGGGGUCUCUGUUCCCGAAGGAGGGGAUCAUGGCCUCCAUGUUGCUCACCCGGCGGCUGGCCUGCAGCUUCCAGCACAACUACCGCCUACUUGUGCCCGGACCCAGACACAUCAGCCAAGCCGCAGCCAAAGUCGACGUUGAAUUUGAUUAUGACGGGCCUCUGAUGAAGACGGAAGUCCCAGGGCCUAGGUCUCGGGAGUUAAUGAAACAGCUGAAUAUAAUUCAGAAUGCAGAGGCCGUGCAUUUUUUCUGCAAUUAUGAAGAGAGCCGAGGCAAUUACCUGGUCGAUGUGGAUGGCAACCGGAUGCUGGAUCUUUAUUCCCAGAUCUCCUCCGUCCCCAUAGGUUACAACCACCCUGCCCUCAUGAAACUCGUCCAACAGCCUCGGAACGCGAGCGUGUUCAUCAACAGACCUGCCCUCGGAAUCCUGCCCCCCGAGAACUUUGUGGAGAAGCUUCGCGAGUCCUUGCUCUCGGUGGCUCCCAAAGGGAUGUCCCAGCUCAUCACCAUGGCCUGCGGCUCCUGCUCCAACGAAAACGCCUUCAAGACCAUCUUCAUGUGGUACCGGAGUAAAGAAAGGGGUCAAACCGGUUUCUCCAAAGAGGAGCUGGAGACAUGCAUGAUCAACCAGGCCCCCGGGUGCCCGGACUACAGCAUCCUCUCCUUCAUGGGCGCGUUCCACGGGAGGACCAUGGGUUGCUUGGCGACCACGCACUCCAAAGCCAUUCACAAGAUCGACAUCCCGUCCUUCGACUGGCCCAUCGCGCCGUUCCCACGGCUGAAAUAUCCUCUGGAAGAGUUUGGGAAAGAGAACCAGCAAGAAGAGGCUCGCUGUCUAGAAGAGGUGGAGGAUCUGAUCGUGAAAUACCGGAAAAAGAAGAAGACGGUGGCCGGGAUCAUCGUGGAGCCCAUCCAGUCUGAGGGUGGGGACAACCACGCGACCGACGACUUCUUCCGGAAGCUGAGAGACAUCUCCAGGAAGCACGGCUGUGCCUUCUUGGUGGACGAGGUCCAGACGGGCGGCGGCUGCACCGGCAAGUUCUGGGCCCACGAGCACUGGGGCUUGGAUGACCCUGCAGACGUGAUGACCUUCAGCAAGAAGAUGAUGACCGGCGGCUUCUUCCACAAGGAGGAGUUCAGGCCCAACGCUCCUUACCGGAUCUUUAACACCUGGCUGGGGGACCCGUCCAAGAACCUGCUGCUGGCGGAGGUCAUCAACGUCAUCAAGCGGGAGGACCUGCUGAGCAACGCAGCCCAUGCGGGGAAGGCCCUGCUCACGGGGCUGCUGGACCUCCAGGCCCGGUACCCCCAGUUCAUCAGCAGAGUGAGGGGACGAGGCACCUUCUGCUCCUUCGACACUCCAGACGAAUCUGUACGAAAUAAACUCAUUUUAAUAGCCAGAAACAAAGGCGUGGUGCUGGGGGGCUGUGGCGACAGAUCCAUUCGCUUCCGACCCACUCUGGUCUUCAGGGAUCACCACGCGCACCUGUUCCUCAAUAUUUUCAGCGACAUCUUAGCCGACUUCAAGUAAAGAAGCCAUUCCCCCUGCGCUCGAGAAAGCCCUGAUUCAACAGUUGUCAAAUUGAUUAGUUUGCCUAAUUCAUGUUUUCACUUAAAGUAUCAGAGGCGAAUGCAUAAACCAGAGGGUUAUUGGUGGGGAGGGGAUGGUUUGGGGGCUCGGCGGGAGGGGAGGGGCCGAGGGGCUGGCUUGGGUUUUCCUCCCUGCAGAGCCGGUGCGGCACAGUGGUCGAAGCCCAGAAAUUCUGCUUGAGCCCUGGACGUAGUCUCAGGACGGCCCACGCGGGUCCUGGCCGUGUAUCUGUCCACUUUGACCCUGACAAUUUCUUUGGAAGCCAGUCAAGGGAAUGACACCUGCUCUGGAACUGGUGGCUGGGACUUGUGGGUUCCAUCCCUUUCAGUGUAGUAGUCUGUGAUCGGGGGUGCUGGCUCCCUUCGCCCUCUGCAGCAAACACGCUCUCACCCCUCACCAGCCCCUGGAGCCCUGAGCACGUCCCAUGGUCGGUUCAGGGAGGGACAGGACAGAGCACAGGAAGGCAGGACAGCAGGACAUCAGGAUGACCCAGGGGGUGUGGGAGGGGGUCUUCUGGCUUCCUUGGGACUUGGGCCACACCUCUCAGUGCAUCUGGGGAUUUCUCUAAACUGUGAAUCCUGUCCUUGACGGGGCUCUGCCCUGGGAGAACCACCUGCGGCGUCACCCACGGUUCUUACUCACCGUCCCCAUUCCCCAGACUCUUUCCCUCCUGUUAAAUGUCAGCCUAGACCUCUGUGGAAGGAAGGCGCAGCCUGAGCAUCCGCGGGGACACACGGGAGCUGAAGGAUCAGAAGCACAAGCCAGUCUCCCAGCAGUUGGGGGUGGGGGGGAGAGGGAGGGGGCAGGAGCCCAGGGGCUGGGGCUUCGGGGGCCCCUUCCUCCCCCUCUCGCAGUUCCUUUCUGGGGUCUGACUCGCGGACCCUGCAUCCCGCAGGCUCUUUCUCUCAUCCUUGCUCAUCCGCCUUUGUCCACUUCUGAGCAGAUGCGGGAACAGCUCUGCUGUUCCACCAGAGGCCAUUAAAACUGCCGAACGAGGUUUCUUCUGGAGGGAAGCGUCGUGAAUUACAGGCACCAGAGGGAAGAAACAGCCUGGUGGUUCGAGAUGCUUUCCUUGUCCUGGCCACUCCAAGUCAGAGAUUUUCUGACACGAGUGAGGAUGCCUCAGGGCACAGGCUCAAGGCUUAAUUGGACUCUGGCUGGGACGAAGGAUCUGUGCUGGAGGCAAGGCAUUCUUGGAACUGACUUGACCUCAAAUGUUCCCCAAAGGGGCAUUGUUAGUCCUACAGCGAUGAAGUGUUGAUUAGUGGGUGGAGACAGAAAGUCUGGCUUGUAUUCUCUGUCCAGAAAGAAGCCGCCCCGUCUCCUGGUGCCUUGGUGGACUGCUGGGGGAGACGGGCGUGUCGAGGCUCUCGAUGAGUACUUUGCGCUUUUAAUAAUUCAUCAUCCAAAGA